AUGGAUCAUUACCUCCCCAGUUUGAAGUACGAACACGGAGGCGACAUGGACAGCAGCUUCUCCAGUGUCGCGUCCUCAGACUUCUCAGGGAGUCCGGCAUCAACCCGUACAUCAGCAACAUCUAUAGCCUGCCACUCACCGCCAUCACGGCCCGCGUCCUCUAUUCACUAUGGUCUCCACGGCAUUUCUAUGAACAUGUCGCCGCAUCCUCCACUCAUCACCCAGGAUUAUGUUCAUGUGCCCUCGGCCAUUACUCAGGGCUAUGUGCAUAUGCCUUCGGCCAUCACUCAGGACUACGUACACGUCCCUUCUCAGAGCAACGGGGGAUGCUCUAGUGGCCCGCAUUACAGAGACAGUUGUCCAGCUCCGGCGUAUUUUCCACUCCACCACAGUCUACCGGAUUUCUCAACAUCUGCCCCUUUUAUAGCGGCAAACCAUGGUUAUCACGUUCGAGGUACAGAAUCACCAUCAGCCAUGUCCAUAUGGUCCUACGACGCCCCUACUCCUCCGUUCUUCGAAAGUCCUUGUCCUUCUCCCGUCUCUGCGGCUGGUAAUGCCUCAAUGUCGCCAACACCUUCGCCUAGAGCCUUUGUUCGCAAUAAGCAGCGAAGGAGAACCUCGCCCAAAGGCACCCGAGGUAGAAAACCAAGGCGGGUGGCUACGACAGCUCAUGGGAUUCAGUACGAUGUUAUUCCAGCAAGUAGAUAUGACUGCAAAUUCCCAGGUUGUGGUAACACCUAUGCCAGGCCGGAGCAUUUGAAACGCCACGAGAAAAACCACGAUGAGAAUGCUACCAUUUUCACCUGCGAGUUGUGCCUCGACCUCAUGCCCCCGGACAAGGUCCACAGAGUCAAAAACCGCUUGGACAACUUUAUUAUGCAUGUCAAGAACCACACUGAUUUGAAGGGACUCAAAACCUCGGCCGCAAAGACAAAAUUUCACCCAGGUGCGCUGGCAUACUUACGAUCCCUUGAGGCUCAGCAGAAGAACAGGGGCCGGGGUACCAGGAAACCGGAGGAUGAGAACAAAUUGUAA
Messenger RNA from Pyricularia pennisetigena, 1035 nucleotides. RefSeq lists its product as uncharacterized. The transcript is spliced from 2 exons. The record is from RefSeq and is a predicted model, not a curated record. Bases 1 to 1035 code for a protein of 344 amino acids. NCBI's taxonomy places the organism in Eukaryota, Fungi, Ascomycota, Sordariomycetes, Magnaporthales, Pyriculariaceae.